Messenger RNA from Cercospora beticola, 2774 nucleotides. RefSeq lists its product as uncharacterized. Gene Ontology annotation, biological process: DNA replication initiation. The record is from RefSeq and is a predicted model, not a curated record. Gene Ontology annotation, cellular component: DNA replication preinitiation complex. Lineage: Eukaryota; Fungi; Ascomycota; Dothideomycetes; Mycosphaerellales; Mycosphaerellaceae.
GCUCUCCUCCGCUCCACCACGCACCAUGCAGCACUGCAUGGAACAUGUCCGUCUCUCAUGACGCCGCCUUCCCCGUCACCACCACUGCUAUUCCCAUUACCACCCCGCAGAAGCGCCGGCGAGACGAGCUCGACGACUCCCGAAUCGACAUUGACCGCCGGCCCAUCAUUGUGCACGCCUGUACUGCCGAUGCUCCAACGCCUUCCCUCGUCCUCACGCCGCAAUGUCUGUUGUCGCGUGCCCAGCUGCCGAUAGCAUACCUUGACCCUGCUCAGGACUGUCGCCGACUGUUCACCGCCCAUGUCCACCUGCUCGAGACCGGUCAAGAAUUCUACAACAAUACCGCUCUUCUGCUGGUGGAGGAUGAAGCGGACCAUUCGCUGUACACCAUUGAACGUGUGCAGACUCGUAAAUAUGCUCUGUGUCGUCUGACGAGAUCCGUCGCCCUUGAGGAGCUACUCGCUCUUCCUCCACUUGAGACAGAAGCUGGCGCCCCGGCUAAGAAGCGAUGUGUACCUCAAUCAGGCGGCAAGGACCAGUCAUGGUGGGCGACGGCCGCAGUGGGCGCACCAUCCUGUUCCACGUACGCCAGUGAGCAGAUUCCGAAGCUUUCGAUGCAGCCGCAAGGUCCUUCGCCUUUCGUUCGAGAAGAGGUACCACUGGCAGACCAGGAAUCUUUAGCGUGCAUAGAAGCGCCCGUCCCGGAAGUGAUACCGACGGCGAACUUUGAGCAGACCUUGGAGGACUUGUCGAAACACUAUCUGGACGCUCUAUACCUGUCGAGGACGACGCUGGCAUACUUCGUCAAGGGACCUCUUGCGCGAGCACGAGCUGCACUAUCUUCGCAACCAGCAGCCCUCAUUGCUUUCCUGCGUGGAGCCAUGCUGAACCCCACCAGCAUGGAUAAGAAGUUCCGCGAUGUCCUGGCCGGCAUUGUCAAAGAUAUCUCUGUACUAGACACGCCUACUACUCUGUCCAAGUCACGGAGGAAGAAGAAGUGGCGAUCGAAGCGUGACAAGCAUGGUUUAUUCGUGGACGAGAAGGAAUAUAUCGAGGGAUGGUGGCGAAAACACGAUGAGGACAUGCAAACACCACUGACGAACGAGACGAAUGAGGCUCUGCUGAAGCGCCGUUUGCAAGUGGUGCGCAACCGAGAGACAUUACUGCAAGUUGUAGUGGCCAUGGAGGUUCUGGCUCUAGAACAAGUUGCUGCAGCAUGUUCUGAAGAUCCUCCCAUCGCAGUGCGGAGCGAGGAUCCGCCUGGAAACAAUGGUGAAAUUGGCUCAAAAGAUAAGAAGCAACGGAAGAAGAAGGAGAUCGAUGCUCAUGCCAGCUUGGACACUCUCGUCGAACGACUGAACAUCUUCCACACCGUUGAAGCUUCGCCAGUGAAGACGAAAGAUGGUGAGAGCUGCAGCGCUAAUGCGGACACAAAGGAUGAACUCAAGACCUUUGCCGCUGAGGUUAUCAUACCCUUCUUUGCCUCUCGCAUCUUCGAUAUUGCGAACUCUGUCAGCAAGAAGCUCGGCGGGCCCAGUGCUUCACGGCCGCGCGAGAAGAGUUCAGUGAAGGCACCACGGAAGCCUGGUGAACCCACUGUCCGCCAGCCGCCUGAAAAGAAACCUAGGAAGCCGCUCGGCCGCACGUCUACUGACACUUUGAACCACGUUGGAAGGCAGCCUCCUGCUCUGAUGCGCUCCUCUACGGACAAAGAUGCACUGGCUCCGCUCAUCAAAAGGGAGAGGAGCGAGACCCCAUCUCUGCACGAUAUCGCGGCCGCUAAGACUGCCGCAACAGUGUCCAGAAAGAAACCGACUGGUCUUGAUCACUAUACCGCUAAGCAUCGACAGAUAGACUUGUCGGCAAUGUCGCAGGCCAACCAGGCAAAGAUCCGCAAGAACAAGGACCUUGAGGAGAAAAUCUUGAAGGAUGCGCUCAAUGGUAUAAGGAAACCGAACAGAGCACUUGCGACGGAAGAGACGGCCAGGAAUGCAGAUGAGAGCUUCGCGCGAGCACUGGCCAGGAGCAAGCCGACAAAGUCGCAAACACAACGCAGCAUGUCGGCCAAGGACAGCACCAGGAUCACUGCCACGCCCAGACAUGUAAAAGCGACACCAGCUGGCCGCCGUCAGUCGCACAAUAUGCCGGAAGUACGGUCUGGUUCGACGACAGCAGUGCCUUCGUCAGCCAUCGGUAACGCUGCCGACGCAUAUGUGCCGGGCAGCACUUUUGCUGUUCCACAAACCGGCCAUAGAGAUAGACACAAAGACGUUGCGGAGACGCCGUCCCGCGGCUUUGCGAGAUUUAUGCCAUCUGGCCUUGCUCGAGCGCCCGGUACACUGAUAGAGUCGCCAACACUCAGUCGUAGCGCACCUAUAUCAGCGACUCCACUACGUCCGCUACGUAUGCCCGCACUUACAGAGACCCCUCUGGCAGAACAGGGCACAGAACUCGCGCGCCUUGGGACUACGAGCCAUACUUCUCUAGCGUUGUCGGAUCAGCAUGACGACUCCGGGAUUGGACUCGAGAGCCCAGGAAUGAGGAACAAACCCUCCAUAUACGACGCACUGGGAUGGAACGAGGAUUACGACGAACUUGCAUAGCGUAGCGUUAUGUCACAUUGUUUGCAGGUUCAAUGCAUAGCAUGCUUUCCGGCACACGAGUGCAGUCUGAACCAGAGAUGUAUUUCCCAACAGCAACGAAUCGCGGUAUCAUCAUCCUCGCAGUGCUAAUUCUCUAGUGAUCAAGCGUCAUGUAGUGCUUCGGUUGUCCGG